Molecule: messenger RNA, 888 nt
Organism: Macrosiphum euphorbiae (potato aphid)
Lineage: Eukaryota; Metazoa; Arthropoda; Insecta; Hemiptera; Aphididae
Source: the annotation of a GenBank genome assembly
AUGAUCAAGGUUAUCCAAAUUAACCUUAACCACUGCUGGACUGCACAGCAACUCCUAUCCCAAACAGUCAGGGACCGGAACAUUGACGUUCUGCUCAUCAGCGACUAUCUCCGGGGCUUCGACGGCGAUCCACGCUGGAUCAAUAGUGCUGACCACAAGUGCGGAGUGCUCGUCACCAGCCGUCGCGCACUGCCCAUCACAGACAUAGGAGCCGGUCCCGGCUUCGCCUGGGCUAGGAUUGGCAGCACCUAUUACUUCAGCUGCUACUGGACGCCGAACUGCACGCUGCUGGAAUUCGAUAACUUCCUAAACGGAGUCGAAGGGGCCAUUCGGGAUUCAGUAGACAACGACGACAACCUCAUCGUUGCUGGUGACUUCAACUCUCACUCGGCGGAAUGGGGCUCAGCCAGGGACGGCCCCAGGGGCACGAUGCUGUCUGGCCUAGCUGCAUCUCUGGGUCUGCUGCCAUGCAACGUGGGCUCCGUGCCAACCUACAGCCGUGUCAACGCGGAGUCAGUCAUCGACGUGACGUUUGCUCGCUUUCAACCGAAUGCAAGCCCCCCAGUAGCGAAUUGGUCCGUCCUCACGGAGCUCGACUCGGCAAGCGACCACUUCUACGUGGAGUUUACCGUGGCCAACUCAUCCGCGAUUCCAACUUCGGCGCCGGUCGUCCGCACCGCGGCAGCCAAAGCCUGGGCGAUCAAGAAACUCUUCCCUGAAGCCCUCGAGGAACACUGGAGACGAGCCAGGGAGGCCUCACUCCCACUACCACCAUCCACGUCCGCGGAGGAUCACGUGGCACACCUACAACAGUUCCUGGUCGACUCCUGCGACGCCGCGAUGCCACGCAGAACCUCAUUCCAGGGAAAAAGAGCGGUGCACUGGUGA